This is a messenger RNA of Pezoporus occidentalis (night parrot), 11566 nucleotides long. RefSeq names its product ASH1 like histone lysine methyltransferase (gene ASH1L). Bases 270 to 9350 code for a protein of 3026 amino acids. Gene Ontology annotation, biological process: regulation of DNA-templated transcription. NCBI's taxonomy places the organism in Eukaryota, Metazoa, Chordata, Aves, Psittaciformes, Psittacidae. The transcript is spliced from 28 exons. The record is from RefSeq and is a predicted model, not a curated record. Gene Ontology annotation, cellular component: nucleus; nucleoplasm. Gene Ontology annotation, molecular function: protein binding; chromatin binding; histone H3K4 methyltransferase activity.
GCGGUGGAGCAGGAGCCGCCGCCAUUUUGGUUUCGCUGCCUCGGCUCGGAGCAGGGCCGAAGCGGCGGCCGGUCCGUGCGGGUCCCGCCCUGGCCCCGUCCGCGCGGGCGGCCGGGAACGAUGCGGCGCGGAGCAGCCCGGGCUCGGCCCCGCUCGCGUUGUCGCUGACACGGGUAAAAGAUGCUGACUGCCAGUAGUAGAACAGAUCUUCUGUGGAACAUAUCUCUCUAAAUCUUCCCUGCAGUUACCUGAAGGCAUAUUUUCCUGUGAUGGACCCUCGGAAUACUGCUAUGUUAGGCUUGGGUUCUGAUUCUGAAGGGUUUUCUGGGAAAAGCCCCUCUGUGGUUAAUCUUGGCACAUUGGUGGGGAAAGGAGAAGUAGAGCUGGAAAGUUGCACCAAGGAAGAAGACGACAGUAAGAAGAAGAACCGGGAGGGGACCAGUGCUGAGGAUGGGAAGAACGAGGCUCUCACUGAGGCCCAGCAACAGUUUUCAGUGAAAGAAACAAACUUUUCCGAGGGGAACCUGAAGCUGAAGAUUGGGCUCCAGGCAAAGCGAACAAAAAAGCCUCCCAAGAACCUGGAGAACUAUGUGUGCCGGCCUGCUAUAAAAACCAGCAUCAAGCAACCAAGAAGGGCCCCCAAGAGUGGGAAGAUGACAGAUGAGAAGAAUGAGCACUGUCCUUCAAAACAAGAUGCUUCAAAGUCCUACAAGAAAGCUGGAGAAGUUGCAACAGUUGAAUUACAUGUGGAAGAAGGUAUACAAGUAGAAACAAAUCCUUUACCUAAGAAAGUUUCCCCAUUGCACUCUGAAAUGACAGAUUAUAUAAAGUCAGCUCCUCCGACUCUUAUCAGUAGCCAUAAUUCUGACUUAAAGGAUAGAACACAGAUUAACGGAGCAACAACUGUAACAGAGAAAUUGGCUCAACUUAUUGCAACCUGUCCUCCUUCAAAGUCUUCCAAAACAAAGCAGAAGAAGCCUGGAAGUGGAACUGCAUCUGGUUUGGUUAAAGACUCUGGGAAGAAGCUACCAGGAGCUCUGACUGCCAGUGGGUUAGUUAGUAAAGAUUUGGUAAAGAAAUUGCCAGGAUCUGGGAUUGCUGUUGGGUUGGUUAACAAGGACUCAGGGAAGAAGCCAUUAGGAAUUGGGAGUGCAGCCAUAUUGGUUAACAAAGACUCUGGGAAGAAGCCACAGGGGCUUGGCCCACUGAUUGGAUUGGUUAACAAGGACUCUGGGAAGAGGCCACCAGGGAUCAGCACUCCGCCUGGGUUAGGUAACAAGGACUCUGGAAAGAAGCAGCCAGUGACCAGCUCUGCAGUUGGAUUAAUCAGCAAAGAUGUUGGGAGGAAACUUCAGGCUAUCGGCACUCCAACUGGAUUGACUAAUAAGGAGGCUGUCAAGAAGCCAUUAGGGAUUGGCACUCCAGCAGGAUUGAUUAACAAGGACGCUGGGAAGAAGUUGCUGGGAAUAACUAGUCCUACAGGAUUGGUUAACAAGGAUUCUGGGAGAAAGAUGCCAGGGACUGGCACUACGACCGUUCCAACCAACAAAGACUCUGGAAGGAAGACACCAGGAAUUGGCAGCCCAGUGGGACCAGUUAACAAGGAUUCUGGGAGGAAGAUGCCAGGAAUUAGCAGUCCGGUGGGAUUGGUUAGCAAGGACUCUGGAAAGAAGCCAGCAGGAAUUGGCAGCCCAGUUGGUUUGGUUAACAAGGACUCUGGAACUCUGAAAGCAGACUCUCUCCUGCCGGCUUCGGAGCCCUUUAAGCUUCCUUGCAAUUCAAACCUCAGUAGCCUUGAAAGCCAUGAGACUACAGAUGUACUGAAGGAAAAUAGUAGUAGCAAAACAUUUGAGAAGCAUGUUAUGAGACAGAAUAAGGAAAGCAUCUUGGACAAAUUCUCUAUCCGGAAGGAAAUUGCAGAUGUAGGCAAAGAGAUGUUCAGUGAAGGAAUCUGCAUUCCACAGGAUGCUUACUCAACCAGUGAAAAAGGGAUUUAUGAAACUUCUAAGCAUGAGAAACAGCCUCCUGUGUAUUGCACUUCACCAGACUUCAGAACAGGAGGUGCUUCAGACGUAUCGACAGCAAAGUCCCCCUUUAGUGCAGUAGGAGAGGGCAAUCUCCCAUCGCCUUCACCCACAGUGUCUGUUACCACCUUAAACAGGAGCCUCUCAACAGCAUCCUCCCAGUUAGCAUCGAACUCGUUGCAUUUAAGUUCCACAGCAGACCUCUUGGAAGGGAUUUCGGAUCAGAUUGGCAAAACUCAGUUUUCCUCUGACAGUGCACUUCUGAACCUAAACAGAACAUUGAACCACACGCUGAGCACCGAUUUUAAAGGUGCUGAGAAAGACUUAAAUGAUUCAAAAGCUACUUACAUAGAAACUUCAAGAACUAGUCCUCCUACAGGGAAAAAGCCCAUUUUGGCAGCUGAAACGAGCAUUCACGCUACGGUCACCCCUUCAGUAGUUAGUUUCACAAGCUUGUUUAGUAGCAAGCAGUUCCUAAAGAUCGGUGCGAUAGCGGCAUCGGAGAAAUCCUGCCAAGGAGCAAAACCUCUGAGCACUGCUCAGCAGUCAAAACCUUUAAAGAAAAGAAAAGGAAGGAAACCACGGUGGACUAAAGUGGUGUCAAGAAGCACGUGUCGACCUCCAAAGGGUCUGGAACUAGAAAGGUCCGAGCUUUUUAAGAACAUUUCCUACAGUGCACUGUCAAGCAGUAAUUUGGAGCAGGCCAAGUUCUUGAAGAACAUAGGAACAUCUUCGUUUGUGGAGCAUGACUUUGUCAAGCAUCAGCUGCCAAAACUGAAUGAAGCUAAUGGGCAGUCUCUUGCACUCUUAGCUGAGACUGACAAGCAAACUCCAAAGUUCUACAGCACUCACAAACCCUCUAGUUUGUGUAUGGCAGAUGAUUUCUUACCUGACAUGUAUAAACCCAAAAGAGGAAGACCUAAAGCCAAGGAGAUGCCAGAGCUCGAAGGUCCCCCCAAAAGAACUCUAAAGAUCCCAGCAUCAAAAGUCUUUUCAGUGCAGUCGAAGGAGGAGCAGGAACCUCCAAUCUUGCAACCUGAAGUGGAAAUUCCCUCCUUAAAACAGAGCUUACCAGGACAACCUUUCCCUAAAAAGAGAGGGAGGCCCAAAAGACAGAUCAGGUCCUCGAUUAAAAUGAAGCCACCGAUUCUUUCUGUGGCCCCCUUUGUUGGCACAGAGAACUCGAGCAAGAUGGGUUCUGAAGGCGACCAGCAUCGAGCUGGCGACUUCUUUGAGAGAACAGACCAGCUCCGAGGGCCGGAAGAAGUCCAAAAGCCCACUCUUUGUAGCAUGAGCGAUUUGGAAGCGGACUCGGACCGCAAAGUUGCCAAGAGGAAUAACGGGCAGCUGAUGAAAACCAUCAUUCGGAAGAUAAAUAAGAUGAAAACUCUGAAGCGAAAGAAGCUCCUGAAUCAGAUUCUGUCCAGUACAGUGGAACCAAAUAACAAAGGGAAAGUGCAAUCUAAACUCCACAACACCGUGUCCACUCUGGCUGCCACGUUUGGGUCCAAGUUAGGUCAGCAAAUAAACGUCAGCAAGAAAGGAACGAUUUACAUAGGAAAAAGGAGAGGAAGGAAGCCUAAAGCUGUCCUCAAUGGUAUUUUAAGCAGCAGCUCGGCCAGUUUGACAGUUCUGGAGAAGUCUGCUCAACAAGCCCCUGGUACAUCCCUGGGGCAGGUACUUCCCCACUUGCUGCCUUCAGCAGGCACCAGUUCCGAGAUCCUUCCAUCACCAGUUUGCUCCCAGUCUUCUGCAGUGAGCGGGGGCCAGAGCCCCGUGAGCAGCGACGCUGGGUUCAUCGAGCCCAGCUCGGUGCCGUACUUACACAUCCACUCCAGGCAGGGGGGCGUCGUGCAGACCCUCGCCAUGAAGAAGGCUGCUAAGGGCAGGAGGAGGUUAUCUCCACCUACACUGCUGCCCAACUCUCCUUCCCACCUGAGCGAGCUGACCUCGCUGAAGGAAGCCACCCCGUCCCCUGUGAGCGAGUCCCACAGCGACGAGACGAUCCCCAGCGACAGCGGGAUAGGGACAGACAACAACAGCACCUCCGACCGAGCGGAGAAGUUCUGCGGGCAGAAGAAGAAGAGGCACUCGUUCGACCACGUGUCCCUCAUCCCGCCCGAAACUUCCACUGUGCUGAGUAACCUGAAGGAGAAGCACAAGCACAAGUGCAAGCGCCGCAGCCACGACUACCUUAGCUACGACAAAAUGAAGAGGCAGAAGCGAAAACGGAAAAAGAAGUACCCUCAGCUUCGAGGGAGGCAGGACCCGGAUUUCCUCGCCGAGCUGGAGGAGCUGAUAAGCCGGCUGAGUGAAAUCAGAAUAACCCACCGAAGCCACCACUUCAUACCCCGAGAUUUGCUGCCUACCAUUUUUAGGAUAAACUUCAAUAGCUUCUAUACCCAUCCUACUUUUCCUUUAGAUCCGUUGCACUACAUUAGAAAACCUGAUUUGAAGAAGAAGAGAGGCAGGCCUCCCAAAAUGCGGGAGGCGAUGGCAGAAAUGCCCUUCAUGCAUAGCCUGAGCUUUCCUCUCUCCAGUACCGGGUUCUACCCCUCUUAUGGCAUGCCUUACUCUCCUUCUCCCCUUGCAGCUGCUCCCAUAGGCUUAGGUUAUUAUGGAAGGUACCCUCCAACUCUUUAUCCUCCUCCACCCUCUCCUUCUUUUACUACCCCCUUGCCACCCCCUUCGUACAUGCAUACAGGCCAUUUGCUUCUCAAUCCCACCAAAUACCACAAGAAGAAGCAUAAACUGCUGCGCCAGGAGGCUUUCCUCACCACGAGCAGGACUCCGCUCUUGUCCAUGAGCACGUACCCCAGCGUCCCGCCGGAGAUGGCUUACGGCUGGAUGCUCGAACACAAGCACAGGCAUCGCCACAAACACAGAGAGCAUCGUUCUUCCGAGCAGCCGCAGGUUUCCAUGGACACUAUAACGGCCAAUAGCUCUUCUCGAACAGUUCUGGAGUCCCUGAAGCGCUACAGGUUUGGGAAGGAGGCUGUUGGGGAGAGGUACAAACACAAAGAGAAACACAGAUGCCACAUGUCCUGUCCGCACCUCUCGCCCUCCAAGGGUUUGCUAAGCAGAGACGAGCAGUGGGUCAGGAGAGAGCCUUCGGAGCCCAACUCCUUAGCGCUGGGCCUGCAGACCCCGCUGCAGAUAGACUGUGCAGAAACCCCCCCCGGGCUGUCCCUGGGGGGGUUCACCCCCAGCUCGGAGCCCGGCAGCAGCGACGAGCACACGAACCUUUUCACAAGUGCAAUAGGGAGCUGCAGGGGCCCCGGCUCCGCCAGCGCCAAUGGACGUAAAAAGGUGCCCGAGAGCCCCGGCCUGUUCGGCGCGCAGGAGCCCCCCCUCUCCCGGCCCCUCCGGAAGGAGCCGCUGCCUUCCAUGGAGAAGGCCCUCCAGCCGCUCACAGGCGCUUUGCCAACACAGGACAAACCCUCCCACAAGCCGUCAGAGAGCACAAACUGCAGCCCUUCCCGAAAGAGAUCCACAUCGGAGAGCACAUCUUCUACAGUGAUGGGAGUACCUGCCCGGGGAGGAAGGCUGGCAAGUACUGAGGAUCCAGUGGAUACCUUGCUGCAGCGCAUGGCGCAGCACGAAGGCCAGGCUGCUUUGGACAAAACCUUAGAAGCAGUCAUGGCAAAUGUGUCUGUUCCACCAUCAGCUAGUCCUGCUCGAAACCACACCAGGGAGAGAGGGCUGGGGAAGCAGGACAGCCUUGGAGCUCCAGCAAUUCCCAGCAGCUCCUGCAGCGACAGCAUCUCGCUUCUGUCCGACAGGCUACCCAAGAGCUACUCCCCACGGCACCUCAAGAGGAGCGUGGUUGAAGCCAUGCAGCGACAAGCCAGGAAAAUGUGCAAUUAUAACAAGAUCUUGGCAACAAAAAAAAAUCUGGACCAUGUCAAUAAGAUCCUGAAAGCCAAAAAGCUGCAGAGGCAGGCACGGACAGGGAAUAACUUUGUGAAGCGCAGGCCAGGGAGGCCUCGAAAGUACCCGCUCCAGGCUGUCGUCUCAAUGCAGGCUUUCCAGGCAGCUCGACUGGUGAGCCAGGAGCUGGAGAAGAGAGAAGAAAGCAGCAGCCCCUUACACCUGGGACCUGAUACCAUCACAGACGUGAUUGAAGCUGUGGUGCAGAGUGUGAAUCUGAAUACAGAUCACCGGAAAGGCUGGAAGAGGAAGAGGUGGCUUGCAGAGGAACAGGCCAGGAAACGCCAAAAGCCUUUGCCAGAAGAUGAGCAGGAGAGCAAUAAGAGUUUCUCUGAGCCAGCAGCCGAACCUCCCAGUCCACAGGAUGCCCUUGGGAAACCACCUGGACCUGAAAACACUGAGCAGCCUUUGCCAGCUCUAGCCCAGCGCGAGAAAAAAGCCCCUCGACCCCCAAAGAAGAAGUACCAGAAGGCAGGGCUCUACUCUGAUGUGUACAAAACCACAGAUCCCAAGAGCCGCCUCAUCCAACUGAAGAAAGAAAAGCUGGAGUACACUCCUGGAGAGCACGAGCACGGGUUGUUUCCAGCCCCUAUUCACGUCGGAAAGUAUCUCAGACAGAAGAGGAUCGACUUCCAGCUGCCUUACGACAUCCUCUGGCAGUGGAAACACAAUCAGUUGUAUAAAAAGCCAGAUGUCCCACUGUAUAAAAAAAUCCGUUCUAACGUCUAUGUGGAUGUCAAACCUCUCUCUGGCUAUGAGGCCACCACCUGCAAUUGCAAGAAGCCAGAUGAUGACAACGGGAAGGGCUGUGUGGAGGACUGUCUCAACAGGAUGAUCUUUGCGGAGUGUUCACCAAACACAUGCCCUUGUGGUGACCAGUGCUGCAAUCAGCGGAUACAGAGGCAUGAAUGGGUGCAGUGCCUGGAGAGGUUCCGGGCUGAGGAGAAAGGAUGGGGUAUUCGUACCAAAGAACCCCUGAAAGCAGGACAGUUUAUCAUUGAAUAUCUGGGAGAAGUUGUUAGUGAGCAAGAAUUCAGGAACCGGAUGAUUGAACAGUACCAUAAUCACAGUGAUCAUUACUGCCUGAAUUUAGACAGUGGAAUGGUGAUAGAUAGUUAUCGUAUGGGCAAUGAGGCUCGUUUUAUCAACCACAGCUGUAAUCCUAACUGUGAGAUGCAGAAAUGGUCUGUGAAUGGUGUUUACAGGAUUGGAUUGUACGCACUUAAAGACAUGCCUGCUGGUACUGAACUGACUUAUGACUACAAUUUUCAUUCCUUUAAUGUUGAAAAACAGCAACUCUGCAAGUGUGGUUUUGACAAAUGCAGAGGCAUAAUCGGGGGUAAAAGUCAGCGAAUGAAUGGGCUUUCAAGCAAAAGCAAUCAGCCUGUGAGCACCCACAGAAGGCCUGGACGGUCAAAAGAGAAAAGGAAGUCAAAGCACAAACUAAAGAAGAGAAGGGGUCACAUCCCAGAGGAGCCCAGUGAAAGUGUGAACGCACCAACAAGGCUGACGCCACAGCUGCAGAUGAAGCCCAUGUCGAACAGGGAAAGGAAUUUUGUGCUGAAACACCAUGUAUUUUUGGUACGAAACUGGGAAAAGAUUCGACAGAAGCAAGAGGAAGUGAAGCACGUCAGUGACAAUAUCCACAGCACAUCACUGUACAACCGCUGGAACGGGAUCUGUCGGGAUGAUGGGAACAUCAAAUCUGAUGUGUUCAUGACCCAGUUCUCAGCCCUUCAGACCGCCCGCUCCGUGCGAACACGCCGCUUGGCUGCAGCUGAGGAGAACAUUGAGGUGGCUCGCGCUGCCCGCCUAGCCCAGAUCUUUAAGGAAAUAUGUGAUAGCAUCAUCGCCUAUAAAGGUGAAGACUCCUCCAGGCAGGCUCUUGCAGCUCCUCUCCUGAACCUACCCCCAAAGAAAAAAAAUGCGGACUAUUACGAGAAGAUCUCUGAUCCCCUGGACCUUGCCACCAUCGAGAAGCAGAUCUUGACUGGCUAUUACAAAACUGUGGAAGCUUUUGAUGGGGACAUGCUGAAGGUCUUCCGGAAUGCAGAGAAAUACUAUGGGAGGAAGUCCCCGACGGGGCGCGACGUGUGCCGCCUGCGGAAGGCGUAUUACAGCGCCCGGCACGAGGCAGCGGCCCAGAUCGAUGAGAUCGUGGGGGAAACAGCAAGUGAGGCUGACAGCAGCGAGACGUCGGUCUGCGAGAAGGAGAGCGGGCACGAGAAGGACGAGGACGUGAUCAGAUGCAUUUGUGGCCUUUACAAAGAUGAAGGACUCAUGAUCCAGUGUGAAAAGUGCAUGGUCUGGCAGCACUGCGACUGUAUGGGGGUGAAUUCGGAUGUUGAACACUACUUGUGUGAGCAGUGUGAACCUCGGUCAGUGAACAGGGAGGUGCCCAUGAUCCCUCGUCCCCACUAUGCCCAGCCUGGCUGUGUCUAUUACAUUUGCUUGUUACGGGAUGAUCUGCUGCUGCGCCAAGGUGACUGUGUUUACCUGAUGAGGGACAGCCGCAGAACUCCGGAUGGCCACCCCGUGCGGCAGUCCUACCGGCUCCUGUCCCACAUCAACAGGGAGAAACUCGAUAUAUUCCGCAUCGAAAAGCUCUGGAAAAAUGAGAAAGAGGAGCGGUUUGCCUUUGGUCAUCACUAUUUCCGUCCACAUGAAACACAUCAUUCCCCUUCUCGAAAGUUCUAUCACAAUGAGCUCUUCCGGGUGCCACUGUAUGAAAUCAUCCCCUUGGAGGCUGUGGUGGGCACGUGCUGUGUUCUUGACCUCUACACCUACUGCAAAGGGAGGCCAAAAGGUGUGAAGGAGCAGGAUGUGUAUAUCUGUGACUACCGCCUGGACAAAUCAGCUCAUCUCUUCUACAAGAUCCACCGGAACCGCUAUCCUGUCUGCACCAAGCCCUAUGCCUUUGACCACUUUCCCAAGAAACUCACACCCAAGAGAGACUUUUCACCUCAUUAUGUACCAGACAACUACAAGAGAAAUGGAGGCAGAUCAUCCUGGAAAACAGACCGCUCCAAGCCGCAGAUUAAAGACUUAAACCAAGAAGAAGAUUCUCUUCCACUGAUGGAGGAUGUAUUGGGAAACCAAGAGCAACCCUCCAGUGAGAUGCCUGCCCUAGAGGAGUCAGAAAAAGAGGCAGCCUCUGGUGAGGGCUGUGAAGCUGAGAAGAAGGUAGAAGAAAGCAGCUCGGACACGAGGCAGCUCUGCACUCCAGAGGAAAGGCGGCAUAUUCAGAGGGAGAGACUGAAUCAGAUCCUGCUCAACCUCUUAGAGAAAAUCCCAGGGAAAAACGCUAUUGAUGUCACUUACUUGCUGGAGGAAGGAUCAGGAAGAAAACUGCGGCGGCGAACUCUGACCAUCCCCGAGAGCAGCUUCAGGAAGUGAUGCCACCAGAAGAGGCUGUGGUCUGGAGUCUGCUACAAGGUCUGCUGAGGACUGAGGGCAGGAGCCCAACUUCCUCUGCACCAGCCAAGGAAAAGAGGGCAGCAGCAAACUGACAAAUAUACAAACAGUUAGCACUUAGAUGUCUGGGUUGGCAGGUUGCCCUGCCCUGCUCUGCAGUGCUCUUAUGGUGUGUGUGUUGUUGGGCGUGCCUUGUAUUGAUGUUAGGUACUGAGAAAAACCUCGUGGUUAUUGUCCAGGAUGGUCAAAUUUAAUUUAUUUUUGCUUGAGAUUCCCACUCAGAGGAAAAAAAAAGAAAAAAAAAAGAAAAAAAAAGAGGUAAGAAAGGACAGGAAUGGGGGAGGUGAGAAGGAAAAGGACUGAGCUACUCUGAGAAUAUUCCCCACGUUCACCACUUAACCUGUGAUUGUACAAGAUCCUGCUGGCACCACCGUGGCCCGUGACGGUGAACGCAGUCAGAUGGGAGGGUGAAGGCCCCGUGGCUUCCAGCGUAGGGCGGCCCUGGAGCCGUGGCCUCUGAUUUGCACAAGUUCCAAGCAGAGAGCAGCGUCCGUGGCGACGCGACAGGGUCAGCGCGGAGCGGCCGGUGCGCCCGUGGGGUGGGUGACAAGGAGCAGCCUCCCGAGCGCCCUGGGAGCCAGGCAGGAGUUGCCUGCUCGAGGCCCUUGUUGUGCGGCGUGGAACGGGGAGGGGGGGGAUUCUCUUUCUCGCAUGCUUCCUGCAGAGGUUUUCUAACGCAGGUCAGGCCCCGCCGUCGCUGCUGCUGGGCUGGAGAAGCUGUGGUUCUCGUGUGUCUCGUGUGUUGUGCAAAUGGAAACCUGUUCAAAAGAAGCAGCCCCCCCCCCUAAAACCAGAGGAACCCUUCACUACAUGAACCAUCGAGCAGUAUUCCCAGCGAGUGUUUGUUGUGCCCUGUAGGAUAUAGCAACUGCUAACACUACCCUCGUGUUCUGCUUGUACAGCUUAACCUGUCCGUCUCCGAGCUGAAGAGCCAGCGUUCCCCGCGCCGCCCUCCCUCUGCCCUGGCGGGUGUCAGCCCCACGAGCGGCCCCCAGGCCCCCGCUGCUCCCUGCAUGAAGCCACAGCGUGCCCGAGAGUGGGGCUGCCCCGGGACACGGAGCAAAGGGAGGGGGGGGUCGGCGAUGCUGCCCCUUGGAAAUGGCUUUGCUUUUUUGUCCUUCCGACGUACAUAUGCAGAUACAGUCCUGUUUUAGAUGUUCUUCGAAGAAAACCGGUUUUUAAUGUGCCAAGUUGUAUAUAUCUGCUGCGUGGAUGUAAAGCAAUACCGUAGUUACAUGUUCCUUUUUAAUGGACCAAGCUCGUCCUAAUGUACAUUCUUGUUACUAUGAUUAUUUUACUCUUAGUGGAACAUGGCUCAUUCCAUUCAACUUUUCCGUGUUGAUUUCAAAAGGACAAAAAGAGAUUAAAAAAGAAAAACCACGAAAAAAAAGGCAAAAAAAAAAACCCUUUGAGAAAAAAAAAAAGUAAUAAAAACCACAAAUAUUUUAUUAAAAAAAAAAAAGAGAAAAAAAAAAGACAAAACCUAAGGAAAUAGUUUGGAAUAUUUUCUUACUGUAGAGAAGCACUGUACAGAACCAGGAGCCCUGAGUAUAAAAUACUCGUGCGUGUAGUAGGAAUAUCGCAUGUCCCCCCCCUUGAGUUGUCUCCUUUAGUUCCAGCCCCGAAAUCAUCGUCUCCAAUGGUGUUAAACACUAAAAGAAAGAAGUUUUUAAGAAGCCGAGUGCGUUCGGAAGCGCCACCCUGAGCUCUCUCAUUUUAUCUUUCUUUUGUUGAAAGACUAAACCGAGAUGUUUUUUAGACAAUCAAACCUUAGGUAAGUGCAAAGACUUCGUUUUUUCUUACUGGUGUAGAAAUUAAGGACUUUUUUUAUUUUGGGGUUAUUUUAUAAUAAUGAGAAGACCGGAGGGUCGCCAGGAUCGCUGUUUUCAGACCAGGAAGCACUACAUUACUGCAAAUAGAUAUGAACUCUUAGUCUGCAUGGGUGUAGGCUGUGUGAUUGCUGAAAAUAAAUGCUGCUAAUAUAUUUCCUUUUUACAAAGCAUAUCUAAAUAGAUCAUUGUUUUGAUGUUAAUCUUUGUAAAUUAUGUAUUACCAAUUUUAACAUUGGAUGUAAUUGCAUAAAAAGCCUGCAUCUCAAUCCUGAGAGAGUCUAGUAUUAAAUGGAAAAUCUUUUCCUA